This is a messenger RNA of Durusdinium trenchii, 3789 nucleotides long. The record is from the annotation of a GenBank genome assembly. Lineage: Eukaryota; Dinophyceae; Suessiales; Symbiodiniaceae.
AUGCAGGUGCCUAGAGUGAGGCAACUGCGUGUUCAAGGAGGUGGUGCUGAGGAUAGUCCUGCUCCACAGGGAAGCCCUGAGCCCAGCGCCCAAAGGUCACCACCAAGCUCAGAAAAGGUGCAGUCCAGUUUGUCUAAGUUUUUUGGCAGCACACCUGAACAGCAGCUAUCUCAGCCAACGCCACCCAGCUUCACCAAAAACAUCACUAAGAGGCAAAGGCUCAGCAGAUUUGCAGAAGAUGCUCUGAGAGAGAGAGAAGAGCACCUUAGAAGAAUUGCUGAGCUGGAAGCUGAGAAGGCUGAGACCAAUGAGGCAUUGGAAGAAGUUGCUAGGCUCAACAAACUAAAGAGCAACAAGAGAAAGACUGGGAGGCCUAGAAAACCUGAGGAAGAUGUGGCAAGAGGCAGGAAGAGGCCAGGCACCCAGACUGAGCGUCUUGAGGUCACAGCAGCAACAAAGUACAAGUACUGCUGUGAGAUGGAGUUAGCUCAGAAGGAGUUUGUUGAUAAGAAAGACUUCUGGAAAGCAAUGGUGAGAAGGUAUGGACUGACUAAGCAGCAGCUCAUGAGCAUGCUCAGCAAGAAAGAGCAUUGGUUUCAGCUCAGCAAGCAGCAACCAAAGCUGAAAGGACUCAGAAAGCAGGAGAAGACUAGCAGAAAGAGGGCCUUUGGAGCAGGUAGGAAGGUUCCCUUCUCUGACAUCAUUGCUGGGAUGAGGCAAUGGCUCUCAGUUGAAAGGGCUUGUGGGCACAGCAUCGCGAAGGCUGAUCUGGCAGCUGAGUAUCUGGCUAGGCUCCAGCUGUCAGCUGAGAAGCUCAAAGAAGAGGCUGAGCAUAGCAAGGCUCUCACUCCCUUGCAAAAGGGCGAGCUUUUGCAUGAGGCCUCAGAAAGGUUGCAGAGGAAAAGCAAGCUUCUGGAGAAGCCUGGCUACAAGAAGUCUUUCGUCAGAAAGCUCAUUGACUGGCUGGGUGCCAAGUAUGUCUCAGCUGAAUUAGUGACCAACAUUUCUGAGACUGAGAGCAAGACCAGGUGCCUCCUGACUUGGCAGGAGUUUGACAAGACCUUGUGGUUGGCCACCUGUGCCGCAGCUGAGACCUUGAAGGCCUCAGACAGAGUGGCAUCUCCUGAGGACUUUGUCUCAGCGCGUCCUCACCUUGUCAUAGGCUUCUCAGAUCAGAUUCCUCUGUGGGCCAAGGCCACUGGCAGGAAAGCUAUCUUUGCUGAGGAAGAGAUCCAGAAGCCUGAGCACAUCAAAGACUUCUCAGAAGUGAGGCAAGCCAUUUUGGAUAUUAUGCACUCAGAUGACCCUGCUGAGAUGGUGGUGCAACCACUGGAAAAGAAGCAGAGCUUUGAGUCAGCCACACCACCAACAAAAAGGCAGCUCAGCUUUCCUUCCUCAAACCCAAGUCCACCCAGCAGUAUUGUGAGGAAGCUCAGCUUUGGAGAGGCAGCAGGGUCUUCUGAGCAAGUGGUGCCUGCCACACCUGAGGAACAGCCAGAACCUGACAACAGCAGUCAGCGUGCAGUGGCACCUGCAAUCCCUGACAAGGAGGCCUCAGCCACCACCAUCAUUGGGGUGUCAGGUGAUGAGCGCUUUCGCAUCACCUAUGAAGCAAGGCAAUUGCUUCAUUCAGUGCAUUCUCAGGAUGAGAUUGUUGGAUCAGUGUGCAAGGGCCUGCUGGUUGUGCCUGGCCAGUGGGCCAGGCUCAGCAACAUCUCAGAGGGUGGCACUUGGCUGAAGACUGAGAGCUUCCAGGUUGGAGACAAGACUGUUGUCAGGAAGCAAGGAACCUCAGUUGGAAGGAUCCUGGAGCCCUACAGGAAACUGAGGAAGAGCCACCCUGAGUUGAUGUCCAAGCUUGAGGUGAUGUCUCAGCCUGCCAGCAAUGUGGACUCAGUGAUCCUCACUUGGUCUAUCCAAGCUCAGGCUGAGCAGUACCCAUGCUCAAUGUGGAUGAGAGACUGCUUCAGCUCAGUGUUCACUGACUCAGCUGCUGAAGCCAUGGCUUUGGCCAACCAGCUAAGCUGCCUUGUAGCUGAGAAAUGCACUUCCAAGCUCCAGAUCACUGACACAGACUUUUCCAAGCAGUUCAAGGCCCUGGUCAGGAGCAAGCUGACUGAGAUGAGAUCUGAGUGGCAGACUCAGAUCAGAGAUUCCCACUCAGUUUGGAAGGUUGGCCCAAAGGAGAUUGUCACAGCAGUGGUUCAUGCCCAGGAAUUCCUCAGAAAGCUGGAGGAGCUGCUGUCUCAGAAAUGGGCCCAGGAGUUGAAGCUUGAGAUGGGCACUAAGAGGUACAAGCCUGAGUACCUCAGUGACAGACUCAAAUGGCUCAACAGUGAAGGUGUGCAAGUAGAUGCUGACUGGAAUUUGAGCGAGGUGGCUAAGAGCAUCACAGACCUUCAGGUAUGGGACUAUUUUCACCCUGAAGAUGAAGAUGAGACAGGAGAGCUUCAGAUCACAGAUGCCCUCAAUGAGGAUUUGGAGCUGGAGCUCCAAAACUCCUUGUCAUUGAGGCUGAGUCCUGCAUUGAGGCGAGCUGGCCUCAGGAGAUUGGGCACCAAGCAGUACAAAGAAGCGAAGCUCUCAGAAAAGAAGAACCCCAAGCACAGGGCAGGUAGGGCUAAGCUGAGGAAAGCUCACAGGAGCAAGUUGGUAAAGGGUUUGGCUCUGAAGGUUCAGUCCCAGUCCAGAAGAGAAGCCUUAGCAGAGAUCAAGCCUGCUGAAGCUCAGCAGAAGAAGAAGAAGGCUCAGAAACCUUCCCUGGUCUUGAAGGCAGCACUGAAGAUGAAAGCAAGUGCCAAGACUAAGCCAAGCCUGCACUCCAAGCCCUCAGCUGUUGCAAAGGCAGAGAAGAAGAUUGCUCUCAAGGCCAAAGCUGACAAGGAGCUGCGCGCAGCUGAGAAGAUUGCUGCUGAGGAGGCACCACCCCUGCCACCCCCAGCAGAAGGCCCUCCAGCCAGUGAGGAAGAUAGCCUUCUUCACACUGAUGUUGUGGUGAUCUCAGAGGCAGCUGGCAAGACCAGUUUUGGCAAGGUUGGCAACCUCAUGUCCUUCUCUUCUUCCUCAGGAGCCUACACCUUGCUGAGUGACACUGGUGCAUACCAGGUGAUGCCUGAGUGGCUGGAACCCAAGGACAGCAAGCCUGCUGUCAAGCCAGUCCAGUGGCCCAAGUGGAGCCAGCUCAGCAAAAAGGACACCAAGCUCAUCUUGACUCAGCUCAGCAGCAACCCUGAGGAUCAGAGCUCCCUGCAGUUUGAUGAAUGGUCCUACCACACAGUCCUCCCAUGCCCUCAGGAUGUUGCUGAGGUUGAAGACCAGCACCUGUGGUUGGGCUGGGUUCUGCUGAGGUGGAUGCUGAGCAAGAGCAACUUGCCAAGCUGUGAGGAGUUGGGGAUCAACUGUGUUGAUCCCAUCCUCAGCAAGCUGCUGAAUGAUCAGGAUGACCCCUAUCAGCUAGCAGCCUUAGAGGCUGGUGUUCAGAGCUGCUGGCUUGAGUCCACCAAGGUUCUCUUAGUUCCCAUCUAUGCAUCCUUCCACUGGACCCUGCUGGUGGCUAAGCGCGAAGGCCCUCAGCACCCCAUAGCAUGGACAAGGUAUGACAGCCUCAGCCAAGAACAUGCUGAGUCCCACCCUGUCCAGCUGAGAAUGGGGAAGCUGCUGGAUCCUCAGUUUGAGCUGCCACCUCUCAAGAAUGUGGCCAAGCAGCCCAUUGGCUCCAAUGCCUGCAGGUUGGAAAGCAUGGAAGGAAAGGCUCAACAAAGCUUGUGGCAAGCUAGCCUCAGAGGCUGA